Messenger RNA from Elaeis guineensis (African oil palm), 1983 nucleotides. Its product is annotated as putative transcription factor bHLH041. Lineage: Eukaryota; Viridiplantae; Streptophyta; Magnoliopsida; Arecales; Arecaceae. The record is from RefSeq and is a predicted model, not a curated record. Gene Ontology annotation, molecular function: protein dimerization activity.
CAUGGACUCCGUCUUUCUCCUUGGCGCCGAGGCCCGCGGGUGCUUCCUCCAGAGCGCAGCACGGAUCCUCGGAUGCUCGUAUAUUUGCCUGUGGACGCCGCUUCCCCACCAAUCCAAUCACUUGGCCUCCAUCGGCGGAUGGCACCACGAGGACGACAGCAGCCACCCCAGCUCUUCAUCGGGCAGCCUCUCCCGGAGGCUCUUCGAGGCCUACCGGAAUUCGGCUUUCAGCAUGGACAGCGGGUGUGUCCCUGGGUUGGCCUACAAGGGAAGGAUCCCAUAUAUCGAGCUAGGGGAGUCGGAGUUGAUGAACUCGGCUGCGACGCAAAUCCAGCGGCGGUUUUAUCAGGAAGCCGGAAUUAAGACGGCUGUUUUUAUGGGAUGCAGCAGCGGGGAGAUUGAAUUAGGGAUGACCAUGUCAAAUAUUGGGCAGAUAUACACGCAGAUGAACAUCCAGCAAGUGUUUUCCGAAGAUUUCGUUCAGCACUCCCUCUUACGGGACCCAUUCCCGGCACCCGACCAGAGUAAGCCCUCAGAGUCAUCCUCGUCGCUUCGAUCUUUGUCGGUGGGAAGUCCGGAGUGCUCAUCCCUCCUACUCACCAAGACGAGUGUUCCUUUCAUGCCUGAGGUGACCGGAGAGCAAGCUUUAGUGGUUCCACCACACCAAAUAGCCAUGCAAGCCUAUGGUCGAUACCGAGAUGUCCAGCUUCCAACUCCUGCAAGUGAUGAUGCAGCAAUCACGAGAGCAAUGCUUGCUAUUCUCUCUUCAGCUUCUUCUUCUUCUUCUCCAUUGCUCUACCAGUCUCUACGCCAGGAUCAAGCCCAGGGGAGCCCAAGGAACCGUCCGGUGGGGCCAUUUAGGCCCUAUAACCCAGCCCUUGCUCCAAAUCUCGAACCCAGGGCAGCGGCGCAUGGCCAGAAGAUGGUGAAAACGGCAAUCUCUAUGCUUAGAGGGAUAUAUCAUAUGAGAUAUCAGACUCGUAUGCAGGAGUUACGGCCGACAAGCAAUCAGUUGCACCAUAUGAUAUCCGAGCGCAGGCGCCGAGAGAAGCUUAAUGAGAGUUUCCAUGCACUCAGAAUGUUAUUACCACCAGGUUCUAAGAAGGACAAGGCAUCAGUGCUUGCCAACACAAAGGACUAUGUGAAUACUUUAAAAGCUCAAAUCUCUGAGCUAGAAGAGAGAAACCGAAUGCUAGAAUUGCAACUUCAACCUGCUGUUGAAAUUACAGAAGUUGGUGAUUCAACAGAAACAGUAGAAGUUCAGAUAACAAGGGCGUCCGAAUCAACAUCACAAACCCAAAGAAUCAACCUUAGAAUUACAGUUAGGGUAGAAUGUGAUAUGAUUGAUUUAGUUCUCCGCAUACUUAAAUGCCUGAAAGAGAUGGGAAAUAUCAGCUUAGUAUCAGUGGAUGCAAGCACAGGUCCACCACAAACGAAUACAUUUGCAAGCUCAAAUUUCACACUACAAGUUCAGGCCAGUGAUUGGGACGAGGAGACGUUCAAGGAAGCCGUAACCAGGGUGGUUGACGGUUUGGUGGCGCGACCAGCAACCACAACUUCUUGACCUCCAAUAUUUUAAUACAUAUAGAGAUAGAGCACGAGGAGCUGCAUGACAUCCAAUUCUAUUCAAAGAUGGAAAAAUCUAGACAAGGAAGGCAAUAUGGAUUCUUGGAUUCUCCAAUUGGACGGAGGCGGGCUGGGUGUCCUUUUGGUGGCUCGACCUCAUUGACUGCAGUUUGAAUGGGUCUAAAGUUGGAUAUAGGGAGCCAUACCAAAGCCGGGUGCAGUGAAGGAUGGGAAACUCCCCUUAGCUUUAAUCUCCAUCCACUGCCUACAAUUUUGUUCUUUUAAAUUAACACAUACGGAUAUUUAAGUGUGGUCAGGAUAAAAAUUUUGAUGUAGUUUCGUGAUUAAAUUCUUGCUGUUUACGUAAAAUGGCCAAGAGACGGCGGCUUUGACCGACCAAUAGAAUUAGAUUUUUUU